Molecule: messenger RNA, 1947 nt
Organism: Peronospora farinosa
Lineage: Eukaryota; Oomycota; Peronosporomycetes; Peronosporales; Peronosporaceae
Source: the annotation of a GenBank genome assembly
AUGUCGCUGCACCGUGGCCAGGUAGAUGCAUGCACAGCUAUUGCUGUGACGAAAGGCGCAAGUACAGACAAUUCGACGCUGAUCGCUCAUACGGACGACGCUGGUGGCAGCGCCUCGGAUCUCCGUCUUGUUCGCGUCCCAGCACAGGAUCACGAACCGGGUAGCAAGCGUGCCGUUUACAACAUCAACAGUGGUUACCCGAGAGUUGUGGCACCAGAUCGAGGAGCUCACUACCAGCCUGUAGACGAUUCAGAGACUGGGAGGACCCAAGAGUACUCGACACCAAUAGGUUAUAUCCCGCAGGUGGAGCACACGUAUGCUUACUUUGACCAGGAUUACGGAAUGAUGAAUGAAGUGCAGCUCAGUAUUGGCGAGAGCACCUGUGGGGCCAAAACUGUCGGCUGGUCACUUGACGUGCCUGGGGGCAAGAACUUGUUUGGCAUUGCAGAACUCACGAAGGUUGCGCUAGAACGCUGUGUUACUGCUCGUUGUGCAAUUGAUAUCAUGGGCACACUGGCUGAGAAUUAUGGCUUCUACAGCGAAGACAGCGGUGAUAUGGCGAAACCGGACUAUGGCGAUUCGGCUGAAGCCCUCGUGGUAGGCGAUAAACUUGGUGAGGUCUGGGUUUUUCACGUCAUGACGGGGAAGGACCACACCGGUGCGGUGUGGGCAGCGCAGCGCGUGCCAGACGGACAUGUAACUGUCAUUGCGAAUGGCUUUUCGAUUCGUGAGAUUGACCUGAGCCAGCCCGACUGGUUCAUGGCUUCGACUAAUGUGGUCUCGCUUGCUAAGGAAAUGGGCUGGUGGGACCCGAAAGGGGGCAAACCCUUCGACUUUACAGCUUCGUACGGUUUUGCUGAUAAAGACGCCAUAGGUCCCUUGUACACUGGGCGCCGUGUCUGGCGUGUGUAUAAUGUGCUCGCUCCGUCGCUGCAGCUUGAUGCUCGUCUUGGGAGCUUUUCACAGUACGCCACCUAUCCGUUUUCAGUCAAGCCCGACCGUCAAGUAGAAACUUACCAGAUCAUGGAUUUGCUUCGCGAUUACUAUGAAGGCACACAAUACGACAUGACCAAGGGCAUGGCAGCUGGACCUUUUGGAGCUCCUGUGCGGUGGUCUGGUAGCCCCGGAGGUGUCACUGGCGGCUGGGAACGCCCGAUCUCGAUGUAUCGCACGCUAUUUUCGUUUGUACUUCAGACUCGCAGUCAUAAGGGAUCGGAUGCUGUUGGCGGUGUUGCAUGGUACGCUCAGAGCGCCCCGCACGGAUCGGUCUUUGUUCCGUUCUCUUGCGCACAGAGCACUGUCCCGGAAUCGUACUUGUUAGGUCGACAAAGCAAAUUCCACUCGCAGUCUGCCUGGUGGGCAUUCAACUUCGUGAACAACUGGAGUCUACUGCGUUUUGACGCUAUGAGUGUUGAGAUCCGCGGCAAUAUCCAUCGACUACAGAAAGCAGCUUUUGCUCUGCGUCGCAAAAUGGAGAAGGAGGUGCAUGAUGAGAGGUACUCGGCCACCAUGAGUGAGACCCAGCUAUUGACUCGUUUUCAUGAUCAAAGCAAUGAUUUUGCCGACCACGUUGUAGCACAGUGGUGGCAACUUGCAUGGACAUUGGUGGGCAAAUACAGUGAUGGCUACAUGACGACAGGUGAGGCUCCGGAGCAACAGGCGUCAAUUGGAUACCCAACUUGGUGGUUGCAGGGCAGCGAAUUCGCGACGUGGCCUGGCGAUACGUUCAUGCCCAAGUUCAGCAUGCACCAGCAGCUCGUGAGAGUUGAAGGCGAGACCACACAAGGUUUUGUUCGCCAGGCAGCCAAGCCUGCUCAUGUCCAGAUGGAAGGACAAAGUUACCCGAUCGCCUUUGCCUGGGUCAUCAUGGGCGCUGUACUGGGCGCUUCCAUGCUAUCUCUCGCCAAAAAGACGGGUCGCCGUGUGGGCUACCACGCGGUUGCGUAA